Molecule: messenger RNA, 1211 nt
Organism: Varanus komodoensis (Komodo dragon)
Lineage: Eukaryota; Metazoa; Chordata; Lepidosauria; Squamata; Varanidae
Gene: TXNL4B
Product: thioredoxin like 4B
Exons: 3
Coding region: 52-501 (149 amino acids)
Biological process (GO): mRNA splicing, via spliceosome
Cellular component (GO): U4/U6 x U5 tri-snRNP complex; spliceosomal complex; U5 snRNP
Source: RefSeq, a predicted model, not a curated record
AGCUUGUGCUGCUUGUAGGGGGUUCUAGUAAGCGAGGAGUUGCCAGUCGCGAUGAGCUUCCUGCUCCCCAAAUUGUCCAGCAAAAGAGAGGUGGACGAUGCGGUUAAAAGCGUGGCAGAAAAAGUCCUCGUCCUUCGUUUUGGCAGAGAUGAGGAUCUUGUCUGCAUGCAGCUGGACGAUAUUCUUUCAAAAACAUCUCACGACUUAAGUAAAAUGGCUACAAUUUACUUGGUGGAUAUAAACAAGGUGCCAGUGUACACCCAGUAUUUUGAUAUCAGCUAUAUUCCAUCAACUGUCUUUUUUUUCAAUGGUCAGCACAUGAAAGUCGAUUAUGGUUCUCCAGAUCAUACCAAGUUUGUGGGAAGUUUCAAAACAAAACAAGACUUCAUAGAUUUGAUUGAAGUAAUUUACCGUGGCGCAAUGCGUGGAAAACUUAUUGUACGUAGUCCAAUUGAUCCAAAAAAUAUUCCCAAGUAUGACCUACUCUACCAAGACAUUUAAAAGCCACAGAACUGGAAUAUGGAUAUCCCGAGACUGAUUUAUCCCAACUUUUUAGAUGUUUAACACAUUUGAAACUACAGGAAAGGGAUUGAGUUUAACUUCAUCUUCAGGAUCAUGUUGGUCGCCAUCAAGAGACAGAUAUUCUGUCAUUAGUUCCUUAUUAGAUAAAGCUUUGUACAGGAAAAAGUUGGUGAAUCAUUAUUCUUACUUGCUUAGGUUAGAACUUAAUAUACUUGGGCUGUUGCCAAGGAGUUUGCUGCAGAGUAAACAAACCCUGAUUCUAAUAAAUGCUCUGGAACUAUGCAUCAAUACACCUAUAGAAACCAUAUCACUCUAUAGCAAUCUUUAAAAAAUUGUCAUAUAUCAUUAAUUGGUAUCAGUAUCUGCCCUUGUGUUCCAAUGAUCGAAUUAAUAAUUUUGAAUACUAAUCUUGAAAAAUAAUGUGCUGGUUUCAGACAUUCAAUGGGAGAUUCACUUCUGAAUGAUAAGGCAUUAGCUUAUUAUAUAGGAUUGCUUUACUCCCCCCCCCCAAAAUCUGAAAAUAUUCAAUGUCAAAUUUAACUGUACUGAACAGGGUGGAUAAAUAUCAAUGUUUUUAAAUGAAAUUUUGGAUUUUUAUUUGAACUGGAUUGUUAAAAACAAACUUUUUGUGCAAAAAUGUAUUAAAGAGUUUCCUAUUUAAGAUAUAUUAAAGGUUAUUCAUCAUGAAA